Messenger RNA from Topomyia yanbarensis, 6804 nucleotides. RefSeq names its product protein O-mannosyl-transferase TMTC1-like. Bases 2727 to 5744 code for a protein of 1005 amino acids. The transcript is spliced from 13 exons. Gene Ontology annotation, biological process: protein O-linked glycosylation via mannose. Gene Ontology annotation, molecular function: protein binding; mannosyltransferase activity. Lineage: Eukaryota; Metazoa; Arthropoda; Insecta; Diptera; Culicidae. The record is from RefSeq and is a predicted model, not a curated record.
UCGAGUUCAGACGCGUUCUAGUGAGAUCCCUGCAUCGUUACCGGUUAACCCUUUUCGACUAGGGCGGAAACAUUCGACUGUCCCACAUUUGUGUACACAGUUGCGACGUCGAUUAGAGCAUAGAACAAUACAUUCUAUCAAUUUUCCCGGGUUUCGAAGAGUCCGAUACGGAGUUUUGUGUGUGUAACGUUGACUAACCGUCCGGUGGGGUAGUAUAAAACGUCAAAGUGUAGCUAUUCCGAACAAAAUUCAAACACUCUCUUCGCGUUGUACCUAUCCAUCCGACGUCUCGGUGAAAAGUUCGGGAGGUGAAAAAUUUUCCGGGUGUGUUUCCACCCCUUCGCUGCAGUCAGAGGAAAAUUGGGGCCAACCAGCCAGCCAGCCAGCCAGUGGCAUAGAGAGCGAGAGUUUCACGUUCAAUUUCAGUGUUUUUGCGACACUGAUUGAAGAGUUGGUACCGAAUUUCCUGUCUACGAGAGUGACUAAAAGCGUUGUCAUAAUUCGGGAACUUUAGCGGAGAGCAAAGAACAACGAACUGAAAUUGCUACCUGGUGUGUAAAGUAAUGUGAUAAAAUGCGAAGGAAUUUCUCAUCCUUUCACAUUCCUCAACCGGUCUGUCUCAGAAGAAGGGGGACCAUGUGUGUUUCAUAUUUUCCGGUAUCCCUCCCGCACGUAGAUCAAUGUGACUCGGUAUAAUCGUGCAUCGUUGCGUUCACGGGAGCGUGGGAAUGAAACCGGGUCCCACUUUUGGCCGGACCAGCUUUAUUUCGGACCAUUAGUUUAGAUUAGUGCUGCUUUGUUCGCGGAAACGGAACAGGAAAAUCUGCAGUGUCCAUCCCACUGCAGAUGGACUAGAUUAAUGGUCGCACAUAAACAGGUGAAACAGUCUCCGGGUGUGUAUCGAAGUGGAGAUUUAUGGCUGUUUACGCUACCGCCGUCGCAGCAGGCGGAAAUGAAACUGUGUCAGCUCGACAGUUUUUCGACACCGUUGGUGAAAUCCUACCGGCGAAGAACCUACGCUAGCUCGGGUGAAUGGUUUUCUUCCACUAUCCGUGUCUGAAGAAGAAGGAAUAAUAGAGGACGAAAAAUACUACAUCACGCCGGGCAAGUGCAUCCUAUUCUUAUCGCGUGAGAAAAGUGGGAGGCCUUCGAGGCGAUAUCCUAAAUCAACAGACUGAAGCGAACAUCCUCUCGGUGGAGUAACGAUCGAAGGUUUGGUCGUUCGGUCCGUCGGUCGGUCGGGAAUUAAAUCACGAAGAAAUAAAAGAGUGCUGAUAAACCGCUUACAAGUGGGAGUAAACCCAGCAAGAGCGCAGCGGAAAAACAGGUGAAAUUUACUACAUUGCAUUCGGUGGUUUGAGGAAGCUUACUACAAGAUCGUCGGUUGGUGUUGUUGGUGGUAGAAGCGGCGCGAAAAGUUUGUUGCAAGUUUUUUUUAAUUUUUUUUUUCAUAUCAUUACUACCUUAUGUGAGGCUGAUGGCGCGCGAAGUGUGCGAAAUAGAAGUGCGCUAUUACGUGCAGUGAAGUGCUUUUUGCGGCAUGGUUAUACUUCCGUGCAGAGCCGGUCUGUAUGUGGUUUCCGUUGCUUUCCAGCGAAAAGGUGUAUAAUGGAAAGGAUAAUUAAUGUAUUCUGAAGAGAUAACCGGAAAGUUUGCUGCUGCUUGUGCAAAUACGAAGCGGAUGCUGCGGAAGGAAGAGAUUCGCCAGUCGGAAUUUUAAAGAAAAUGUGUCCUAAUUCUAACUCCACCGCAACCGGCACGUAAACGGACAAUUUCGACAUCAACUCAAGCGGUCCCUUCUUCAUCGCCUGAAUGCAACACGAUACUGUUGGUCACGAGUCAGUCAGGACCGGAGGCGAAACAAACAAUUGUACAGGCCGGCAAAAGGAUCAACUCGCCAAAGCGAAGGCAGCCACGGAUACACGCAAGCGAACCCAUCAACCGAAGGAGAGUUGUUCCGGAAAGAAAAAUUAAAAUCAGGAAAAAAGCGGAACCACUUGCAUCCUCAAUGCUAUCGGCGCAGUUUUCUCGACCUCUGCCCGCAACCGAAUCGGGAAGGAAAAGUCUGAUUCAUACUUUCUGAUUCAUCAUCAUCCGCCGCCGCCGCCGAAGAGGCAGCCCGGUGUGGUAGAUAGUAGUUGAAGUGAAAAGCAGACAAGUUAUGAUGUGGAAUAAAGUAAACCCGAGACACGUACCAGCUGAGGAAGUGGUGCUACUGGAAGCCAUACUGGCAGGGCCGCCCUUGUUGGUGCGAUGUUUGCUAAAAGUGUAGGUUCUCUGUGCACGCCUUUGAGCGAUGGUUUUUAAGCUCUUCACUUGCGGAAUUAUAUCCAAUAAAUUUUCGUGAGCGCAUGCCACUCCUGGCAGCCACAGUGAAAUGAGAACGAAGCGAGAAAAGUGCAACAGAAGAAAUUAAUAAUAAAUUAUAUUUCCCGUAUUUGCCCUCCACCAGUUCCUUCCCAUCGUCCUUAAUUUUUCGUUGUACUCACGAGUCAGAGCUGCUGUCUCAUGGUAUUUUCAUCUGCGCUCUAGCUCGCGUGUUCUAUUAAAGUGGAAAUUAUUAGCAAGAAAGUUAUAUUAGACCGGAAUAUGUUGGUACCCUUGCCGCGAGGGGUACGCCAUGAAAAAUGAGCGAAAUUUGUUGAAAAUUUACAAAAGUUACAAAAAGUGUGUAGAAGUGUGGAGAAGAAGAAUUUGCUCAACCCAACGAUCGACCGGCAAAAAGUAUGAAGCGCAGGGUUACGAUCGUGUAUCCUCCAGUGAGUGUGCCUCAUCGGUCCGGGUCCCGGUGGGAGGCAACUGCAAACGGAUGUGGUAAUCACAACUACACUCCCACAUCAUCAACCUCAUCGUCAUCAUCAUCAUCACCAUCAUCGUCGUCGUCGUCUUCGUCAUCAUGUUCAUCAUACUGCUCCACGUUGAGUGCCUCGGAUAAAAACACCUUCAUAGAAGAUGCCCUAAACAACAACAACAACAGCAGCAGCACCAGUAGUAAUAACACAGCCGGAUGGUGCAACGGCGCAGCUGCCCACAGUCCAAACAGCAGCAAUCAGCAUGAUUCAGAAAAGUGCAAUUUUAACAAAAAUAGUUCCGGUCAUCUCCCCGGAUGCGGUGGUUUGACCACCCCGUCCGGCGGCUGUGUAACGAACGGUACCAGAAUCGGCGGCAGCAGUGGAAGAUACCGCAACGCUAGCAUCGCCGACGAGGGAACCGACGACUGGCGGGUGUACUUCUUCGUCGGACUGAUUGCCGUGCUGUGCUAUCUAAACGGUGUCCAGGGUGACUUUGUGCAUGACGACAUUCCGGCAAUUACGAUGAACAAGGACGUGCUCGGGCUCAGCCCGAUCUCGCAGGUGUUCCGGAACGACUUCUGGGGCACCCCGAUGGCUGACCUGAGCAGCCAUAAAUCAUACCGACCGCUGACGACGCUGACGUUCCGCUUGAAUUACAUAACAUUUGGCCUUCGCUCACUAUGGUUUCAUGUCACCAACGUGGUGCUUCAUGCGGCCGCCUGUGUCCUGUUCACCCGGGUUUGCACGACGAUCGCCGGACUGCGGAAGAAUUUCGCUGUAUUUGCUGGACUUUUGUUCGCAGUUCAUCCCAUCCACACGGAAGCGGUAACGGGCAUUGUCGGACGAGCGGAUGUUUUGGCGUGUAUAUUUUUCCUAAUAUCACUCUUGGCAUACCAUGGGCACAGUGACGAACCGGACAGCAAUUCCCUCUGGCUGAGCAUCGUUCUCGGUGGGCUGAGCAUGCUGGCCAAGGAAACCGGCAUUACGGUAUUUCUGCUCAAUGCAGCCUACGAUGUAUACCGCAAUUGGUCCUCGUUGAAAAAGACCAUCCAGGAUGUGAGGUGGAGCGAGGAGACACACCAGCUCGGUCGCCGUGUCUCGCGGGUUUUGUUCUCCAUGGGGUUCCUGUUGGCCGUCCGGUUGGCGCUACUGCAAGGUUCACUGCCGAAAUUUUCCCAACAGGAUAACCCCACAGCGUUUCAUCCCAAUCUGUACGUCAGAUUGCUGACGUUCUGCUAUCUGGCCGCGUUCAAUUGGUGGCUACUGCUGUGUCCAUCGACGCUCAGCCACGACUGGCAGAUGGGAUCGAUACCAUUAGUCACAUCAAUAAGUGAUCCUCGGAAUUUACUCACGUUUAUUGCGUUUUUUGCCGCCCUGCUCCUCGUCUAUAGGGGAAUACUGGAUUUCGAGCAUCAACGUCACGUACCGGUCGUAUUAGGGUUCCUGUUAUUAGUUUUACCAUUCCUGCCGGCCACAAAUUUGGUCGUUACCGUAGGUUUUGUCGUUGCCGAACGGGUGCUCUACAUUCCAAGCAUGGGCUGCGUUAUCCUGGUGGUCUAUGGAGCACAGCGUCUCUGGGAACAUCGACCAAACAUGCGAAAGCCAAUAUUUACACUGGGCAUUAUACUGAUUGCUUCAUGCAGCUUGAAAACCAUUUCGCGGAAUCUCGACUGGAGUUCACGGGAAGCCUUGCUCAGAUCCGGACUGAAAACGUUACCUCACAACGCCAAAAUGCACUACAACUUCGGAAAUUUCCUCCGUGAUUCAUCCCAACCGGACCAGGCAAUAGAGCACUACCGGGAAGCGUUACGGCUUUGGCCGACGUACGCCAGUGCUCACAACAACAUCGGUACGUUGAUGGGCGAAUUCGAGACGGCCGAACACCACUUCCUGGAGGCCAUCAAAUAUUCGUCCGAGCACAUCAACGCACACUACAACCUUGGCCAGCUGUACCGUAAAGCCAACCGGACCACGGACGCCGUCCGGAUGCUGGAGCGGUGCAUCAAAGUGGAGCCACUAUUCACGGCGGCUUAUCUGGAAUUAGUGAAAUUAUACAGCGGUCUGAAGGCUGGUCAGUUGCUGCGGCGCGUCGUCCAGCUGAAUCCGUACGAUGCUGACCUGCGUCGGCAGUACGGCGAUUGGUUGGUGGAGCAGAAUUUGCUGCUGGAAGCGAUUGUACAGUACCAGGAAGGGCUCCGAAUAGUGGAAACACAUCAAUUAUCGGUAAUCGGAGCCUGUCGGACCCUGCGGAAGUUGGGACAGCAUGCCCGUCUCCAUCAGCUGAUAUUGAGAUGGCAGUUUAUAGUGCGCUUAUCGAAUGGUGGCAUACCGAUACAGACUGAGAUCUAUCUUCGUGAUUGGAGCAUAAAGCACGAACUGCGAAACAGGGCUAUGAUAUACGACACGGGCAGCGUGGUCGGUGGCGGAAGUGGUGCCGGCAGCAGCACCGGCAGUAGCACCAGUAGUGCAAAUAGUCCUCCCCAUGGAGUUCAUGGGAUGGGUGGCGUCAGUGGGCCUGGCGGCGAAGGACUCGGUAACAUCGGUGCCAUAGCCGUAAAAGAUUGCAGCUCAACCUUGUCCUCAUAUGACGCCUGUCGCAGUUCCACCGCAUCCAGUGGCCACCCGGCGUCGACGAUGGAAUCCGAAAUCAGCAUACGAAUUCUACGAGCACCGCACUGUAACCGCUCGGAACACCUUCCGGGUUCGUUGAAAAAUUGUAAAAUAGUUCCCAACGUAGCGUCAUCUUCAUCCUCGACGCAAACUUCAUCAUCGUCGAGUUCGACCACCCGAGGGGACGGUGGCCCAAAGACCGCUCCCCCCGGUGCAAAACACAAAAAGUGGCCAAAAUCGCGGCAUAAGCACAAAGGGACACCACCAGCUUCGGAACAGCUGGCACCAAGCUCCGAAGGGCUGACGCCACUGCUGGUGUCCAACAUGUUGGACAAACUAUAACCGGAGCUGGGACCGAUGACCUGCAGCUGCUGGAAGGUACUGCCUUCCGGUAGCAGCGAUUGUGAAUAGUUGCUGUAGUUUUUUUUAGAUAUGAAAAUUUCCUUGGUUGCUUUUAUUGUUUUCCUACGAUUCGGCUCAUAUUCACGCUAGGAAAACUGUAGGGAUUGACACGACAGGUAGUAUACCGGAACUAAUGAAAGCAAUUUUUCGUCAAAAUGUCCAGGGAAGUAGAUACAGGCAGUAUUGGCCGGCAACGGAGUAAGUAUUAUAGGCGACGCAACCGAGAAUGGUGUUGGGUGCAAUAGUAGUAGUGUGGUACGAAAUGGUUCCAUUGUUGAGGAUUGUUGAUUGUUCUGAUGGUUGGUUUUGCUAAUAUGGGCUUGGUUGAAUAGCGAAUUGCAAAAAAUAGAAUGCGCAAUACUCGCCUUUAAUAGCGUCACUAUUCCUUAUUAUUUUUGACCAUUUCACUUAUCCAACUGAUUUGUUUAUUUCGACAAUAUUCGGAUAAUUGGUUUGUUAUAUGGAAGCCCAUAAAUCAUGUCAACUUAACUGGGUUAAAAGCUCAAAAUUAGUAUGCUCGUUUUGCGUAAAAACUUCUACGAAGCGACUUUUACUUCGGAAAAGUGUGACCUUCUGAGCUAGUCUGACAUUGCUUUUAAAAUAUCUAGGCAUAAUUGGUAACCAUUUUUUAAUGAGUAAUAUUAUUACUGUAGGAUCAGUCAUAAUACAUGAUACAGUUAGCCGUGUGGUGAUCUAGCUUCUUCUUGAUUAUUUGUAAUUUAACCGUAUGGUCAUUCGCCUUUUAAUGGUUUAGUAACAUAUCACUAAACAUAAUGUUACAUUUAAAUAUAGAAUUACAUUUUUUGUGCGGAGUUCAGGGUGGUUCUGUAGGUGUUAGCUUGAAUUGGUUUCCUUGUUCCUUGGCCACAAGUGACCACCCCAGUAUCUGGAGGGGUGAGGUAGAAAGCCAGCGGUGAGUUGGAGUUCUUGGUUGGUUUGUUGGCAGGUGGGGUUGAUUCUUAGGUGGUUGCUUCACCGUCAGGAUGCUAUUAUUGAGGUU